GAUGGAGCAUUUUGUCCCAUUUGAUGAUUAAGUGCACCGAAUGCAAGAUGGACAAAACCUCAAUCUAGUUCGUAACCUUUUCUCCCAAAGGUGAAAGGCCCAACUCAUUCUCCUUUCACUCCUUUGCUCUCCUUUUGCUCCUGUCGUUUGUGUGUCUGUUUUCAGGGUUUUGGAAUUAUGGAAUUAGGGUUUUGCAGCUCUCAAUUGGGUAAAAUUAAUGGGUUUUCAGAGUUGGAAUUUGUCAUGUUGGAGACCCUUCUGCUUGCUGGGAAAUCUCUUGCUUGCCUUCUUCUUAUGACCGGAGCUCUAUUGGGUGGUGUCAGCGAGCUACCUGGUUUGACUCCUACUGAGGACAGGUUUCCUAUUGAUCAACUCCGGAAAACUGAACGACCUGGUCCUGAGAACAAGGAUGGUAGUGACACUGAGGAUGACGACGAGGAAGAUGAAGAUGCCGUAGAGGAUCAGGAUGAUGACGACGAUGAGGAUUUCUCAGGAGGAGAAGAAGGUGGGGGAGACGAUGAUGAAGAGGGUGACCCUGAGGAUGACACAGAGGCUAAUGCCAAUGGGGAAGGAGGAAGUGAUGACGAUGAUGAUGAUGACGAGGAUGGGGAUGAUGAUGAUGAUGGCGAUGAGGAGGAAGAAGAGGACGAGGAGGAAGAAGAUGACCAGCCUCCUGCAAAGAAGAGGAAGUGAGAUUCAGUUUAGAUUUUUUUUUUAGGGUUUUAACUUUGCUUCUUGUAAGCUUCCAAAUUUCAAUCAUUAGAGAGUCGAGGCUUCAGGAAUCAGGAAUCAGGAAUCAGGACUAUGUCUAGUUAGAUCAGGUUAAGGAUUUUGUAUUGUUAUUGAUUUACAUUUGGUAGCUCUAUUCAAAAGAUUUGUAGAAUGUAUUCUAAAUAUGAAUGUUUCCUUUUUAUGAAAUGAUGUAGUAAUCUAUAUUUGAUUUUCAGA
Spinacia oleracea (spinach) is the source of this 948-nucleotide messenger RNA. Its product is annotated as phosphopantothenoylcysteine decarboxylase subunit VHS3. NCBI's taxonomy places the organism in Eukaryota, Viridiplantae, Streptophyta, Magnoliopsida, Caryophyllales, Amaranthaceae. Bases 178 to 693 code for a protein of 171 amino acids. The record is from RefSeq and is a predicted model, not a curated record. The transcript is spliced from 4 exons.